This is a messenger RNA of Alternaria viburni, 528 nucleotides long. RefSeq lists its product as uncharacterized. The transcript has a single exon. The record is from RefSeq and is a predicted model, not a curated record. Bases 1 to 528 code for a protein of 175 amino acids. Lineage: Eukaryota; Fungi; Ascomycota; Dothideomycetes; Pleosporales; Pleosporaceae.
AUGCUCCUUCCUUUGAACUUGCUGCGCAAACUACAAGUUUCGCCUCAUCAAAAGUUUGGACUCGCCGUCAUUUUCUCGCUCGGUACCAUCAUCAUCGCUUUCGCUUUCGCACGGCUUGCGCAAGUCACCAAGGCCACUUCCAACCCCGAUCCGACUACACUUGCUGAUGGCCCGGUACUACUCAGCAUGUGGAGCCACAUCGAGUCAUCUGUCUCCGUAAUAGUAGCUACGCUACCCGCAUUCAGGUACCUGCUUAACGGGAAGAUGGGGCGAACGCGACCCGGUCCGUCUGCACCGCCAGUAUAUGGUUCAGCGGAACCAGCUGCGUCGGGUCCGCAAGGUAAAGUACGUCGUGUGUUCAGUGGAAAUAGAUGGAGUCACAACACUGGUCUGAGAUUACCAAGCAGUGAGCAAGGCAGGAAAGCAAGCAACGACUGGGGCAGUGAGACGGAAUUGAGGCCAAUGGCUCGUAUCGAAAAACAAGUUGACUUUACUGUCGAGAGAGAGUUGGUGAGCUCGCAGAAAUAG